This is a messenger RNA of Amblyraja radiata (thorny skate), 1781 nucleotides long. RefSeq names its product 2'-5'-oligoadenylate synthase 1A-like. Bases 156 to 1541 code for a protein of 461 amino acids. Gene Ontology annotation, molecular function: double-stranded RNA binding; 2'-5'-oligoadenylate synthetase activity. The record is from RefSeq and is a predicted model, not a curated record. Gene Ontology annotation, cellular component: nucleoplasm; membrane; cytosol. Gene Ontology annotation, biological process: regulation of ribonuclease activity. NCBI's taxonomy places the organism in Eukaryota, Metazoa, Chordata, Chondrichthyes, Rajiformes, Rajidae. The transcript is spliced from 9 exons.
CGGACAAUGCCGCCGCUCCGUCGCCCGGGUAACCAUAGCCGCGCUCCGCCGCCACGUUCUAACCUGGGUUCGCGCUCGGCGGCCGCAUUCCAAUCUCUGCCGUGGUCUGGAUAAUGUCGGUGAUCUUCACAAACUGAUGGAUAUGUCGUAGGAUUAUGCAGCCAGUUAAAUCAUACAACUGUGUGCGAUGUGGCAAUGACUUUGCCAGUCAAAUGGCCCUAAAGCACCAUUUCCAGACUAAACAUAUUGGAAAAGUGUAUUGUGAUAAAUGCGGGACUGAGGUACUGCGAGAAAAAUUGAAGGAGCAUGAUCAGAUGGUACAUUGCAAAGAUGAACAUAAUUUGUCAAGAGAGUACCUACAUUGGGAUCAGCCCCAACAGCAUGAGGACAAAUUUGUGGCAUCAGGAAAGAGUGUUUCUUGCCGUAUGUGUGGCAGGAGUUUUGGAACUAUCCACAGCAGGGAGCAGCAUGAAAGGCAAGAUCAUCAUUUUACAGCCAGCCAAAGAGCAAGAAUGUCAACAGCAUUCUGCGCAGAUAGUAUACUGGAUCAAAGAAGUCCACAGCUAUUACAGAUAUUUGUAGAAACAAACCUUCGACCGCAGAUGGGACUCAUGAGAGUGGCUUGUGCAGGGGAAGUAGAAAACUUCAUUGACUUAAUCCAAAAAUGCUGUCCCAUAACUGUAACUCGACUGAUCAAGGGUGGUUCUUACUUCAAGGGGACCGACACCAGGAGUUGGUCUGAUAUUGACGUGGUGAUAUUUAGUUCUUCGUUUUUGAACAUUGAUGACUGCAAAGAGAAAAUAUCUUCCUCGCUAUGUGGUUUGGAGAAUAAUUUGAUGAUAUCUGCGAUGUCGAAUAGGAUAUUGGUAGAAAGGAAGGCUUCACAUUCUCUUCGAUUUCAGUUCAAGUGUUUCAAAGAUCUGCACAUUCACCACUUCGAUGUCAUAUUUUGCUAUGAUUUAUUGGGACCCAUUGCAUCCCAAGAUGCUAAAAGGAACCUAUAUCGGCAACUGUAUAAUUGUGGGGAUGAUGUAAAAAUUCAGCUUUAUGCAAUCUCUUUGCUGAAAUACCAAGUGGAUUUUGUAAAGGCAUCUACUUUGGGUGUGAAGGAUCUGAUUCGUCUGGUUAAACAUUGGUUUAAAACUUCACUUGCUAAACCAACUGAGGCUAAUAGAUUUCGGAGGCUGCCUUCUUCCUAUGCCGUGGAGCUCAUAACCAUCUAUGUUUGGCAGCUGGCAGGAAAACCCAUAUUUUUUAGUUUGGUUCAAGGUCUCCGAGCGGUACUCAAAUUCCUAGUAAAUUACAGUGAUAUUCUCAUCAUCUGGUGCGAUCAUUAUGACAAAAACUUCUCUAUUGUGAAGAAAGUUCUUCAAAAAGAAAGCAGACCUUUUAUUUUGGAUCCAGUUAACCCCUCGUUCAAUGUGUGUGAAAAUAGCAAUGCAUGGGAUGAAGUGACUCAUGUGGCUCAACAAAGUCUAUUCAAGCCACUUCUCAGUGGAGUGCAAGCUAAGGCUCCAUGGCUCUUCACCAAUAAUUGGUGAUUUUCUUCAUCUACAUAAUAUAUGCAUCCUAUACCCGACAGAGAGAAAUAAUAAUGUAUUUAAUUGGCUCACCAUCCUAUAAGUAACAAAGUACUUCCACAGUUAAACUACUAUUGCAGGAAGCCCAGCAGCUAAUUUGCACAGAGCAAGAAUUUAUAAUCAGCAAUGUGAUACUGAUGAGGUGAUACUUUCUUAUGAUAUUCAUUGGGGAAUAACUAUUGGACAGGAUGCAGCCGGGAG